CAUCAGAAAAUCGUGCGAGCAAGUUCAGAAAACUCAGUUCAAUCCGUGUGCAAGAGAAGGUGUGAAAAUUGCAUCACCCGAAAUUGUUUUAAUUGCAAGUGUUUUAAACUAAAAGAAGAGGGUACAUAAAAUGGUUCGUCGUGGAAGGUCCGCUUCUCCGCCACCGGCUGCCCGCAGAUCCCCACCGUCAGCUCCCCCACGUCAGGCCGCCCCGGCCCCACCACCACGCGCCGCCGCCCCUCCGCCAUCCCAGCCGAUGGUCCAGCACGCCCCACCGAGCGCCGUUGCUCCGCCGAUGGCCGCCCCCAGCCAGGGCCCCGGUCUGAUGGCCCAGAUGGCCGCCACGGCCGGAGGUGUCGCGAUCGGUUCCGCCGUCGGUCACACCAUUGGCCACGCCAUGACCGGCAUGUUCUCCGGCUCGGACUCGAAGGAAGCGGCACCGGUUGCCCAAGCUCCGGCUCCAGUUCCGCAGUACGCUGCAGCCCCCGAAUCGAACGCCGGCGGACCGUGCUCGUGGGAGAUUAAGCAGUUCCUGUCGUGCGCCCAGAACCAGCACGAUCUGACGCUCUGCGAUGGGUUCAACGAGGCGCUGCGACAGUGCAAGGUGCAGAAUAACAUGUAAACCGUGUAACGAUUGUUGGAAUUGGCCAAGGAUUGCGAAAUUACCGUAGUCUAAAUAUUGUGUAGUGUUCAUUUCAAAUGAUUUUAAAAUAAUUUGGUUUGCAGUUUGAAUAAAAUUGUCCCCGAUGGCCAAGUGUCGAAUCGUUUUCCUGCAAUGACCACUAAUUCACUGUGGUUGUCUAUAGAGCUAAGAGUAAGUCGAUAUUAUUGUGUAAUAAUCAAGUUUUAUAUAUUUGUUUCAAGACUAAGUUAAUAAACAAGUAGUUUGUAGGGAGUU
Culex pipiens pallens (northern house mosquito) is the source of this 898-nucleotide messenger RNA. It is a transcript of the gene Chchd2, whose product is annotated as coiled-coil-helix-coiled-coil-helix domain-containing protein 2. Bases 131 to 622 code for a protein of 163 amino acids. The record is from RefSeq and is a predicted model, not a curated record. NCBI's taxonomy places the organism in Eukaryota, Metazoa, Arthropoda, Insecta, Diptera, Culicidae. The transcript has 2 exons. Gene Ontology annotation, cellular component: nucleus; mitochondrion. Gene Ontology annotation, biological process: mitochondrion organization.